This is a messenger RNA of Temnothorax curvispinosus, 1671 nucleotides long. RefSeq names its product fas-associated death domain protein (gene Fadd). NCBI's taxonomy places the organism in Eukaryota, Metazoa, Arthropoda, Insecta, Hymenoptera, Formicidae. The transcript is spliced from 5 exons. Gene Ontology annotation, molecular function: protein binding. Gene Ontology annotation, biological process: signal transduction. Bases 709 to 1491 code for a protein of 260 amino acids. The record is from RefSeq and is a predicted model, not a curated record.
UCACAAAUACGGGAAUGCGGCAAGCGGCAAGCGUCCAAAGCGGUGACCGCAUUUUAUAUCGGGCAAAUGCGAUUGGUCACUUCCAAUGGACUAAUCAACGAUUAAGUUAAUCGGAGUUUGGUCGAAGUGGCCCGAAUUCGAUCAAUUGAAUAACCUCAAUCUUGAUUUGGUUCUGUUUGAUUGAGUUCUAAUUUCCAAUUUGCAAUUAAUUAGGCGGAAUCUUUGACUUUGAUCAUCCGUUGAAUAAUUACUCGCUAGACGCUUUUCUAAAACAAAAAGAAAGGCUUUACGAACGCGGUCAGUUGUUACUUGCGGGAAGAACAAGUACGAUUGAGGAAAGAACCUGUCAAUCUGUCAUUAAACUGGGGCCAAUCUGGGCUUUCCGGAACUUUUACAAUAAUUUUGAUUGUCGAGCGCCGAUGUUCGCAGUUUCGAAUUUUAAGUUGUCACAAGUUCAAUGAUUAUGCUUCACAUGCAUUAUAUUAUGAGCAUUAAGUACUUUAUUAGAUAACGAAUUAUUUAGAUUUAAAAAUAUUUUGUUGAUAAAAUCAAGUGCUGCAGAUUAUAUGAACCUAUGAGAACUUGGCAGGAUGCCAAAAUUAAACAGCCUGGCGAUAGAGCCUUUCAAAGAAGACACAUUGUGAAACAAGGUGUAAAAUACGUAAGAAAUCUGGUUUGAAAAACUGAGUGUCUCUUUGAAAGGACAAGAUGCUCGAGAGGUACAAGCUGCUUCGUCAAGACUUCCUUAGUGUAGCUGAGCCUCUCAUUGACAGUGAUGCCUUAGAUCAACUGAAAUGCAAUUACGCAUUUGAGAUCGAUUCAAAACGUAAAUUGAGCAUGGUGAAGGAUCUCAAGAUGUUUAUAAGAUUACUGGAAAAACGGAACAUUAUGAGUUACAGCGACAUAGAGCCAUUUCGGUACAUAUCAAAGAGGUAUAUUCACAAGCCCGACUUGGAAAGCAAAUUGGAAGAUUAUGACAGUUGGCUGAAGACUGUGCCAUUGUUACCUUCAUAUAAGUAUCAAAGUGAUGAAACCUCGGUACUGCCGUCAACGUCAAAGUCUACAGGCUCAGAGUCCACGUGUAAUUCUAUGUGCGAUUUGUCUCAGUCAUCAAUAGAAAGUACAGCUAAGUUAUUCAGUAAUAGUACGCAGACGUUACAGUGUAAUUCUGAACACGAAGAACAAUGUAAUCUUUACAAAAGAAAAAAAUUGCUACAAGAAACAGUGUUGCUGCAAGUCAGAGAUAGGCUGGGUCGAUCUUGGCGAGAUGUAGCUAGACAUUUAGGUAUUAGAGAAUAUGAAAUUGAUGCUGUACAAAGUAAAUAUCCUCAUGAUUUGAAGGAGCAAAGCUACGAGAUUCUGAAAAUUUAUAUGUCGCAAUGCAACAUGGAGCAAUGGGCCAUAAAUUUAAUACGUGCUUUAGAAAAAGGUAGACGGAGAGAUCUUAAGGAACUUGUAGAGGAAUUAAUAUUGAAAGAUAAGAAUAUAUGAUAUCAAUACGAAAUCUUUCUACGCAAGUCUUCCGUUCGAGCUUGCCGACGUUGUGCCUUAACUUACCCUCUUUGUUAAUCAAAUGUGAUAUAAUGGGUGAUGAAAGAAACUCGAUAGUAUAUCGAGUAGAUAAUUUAAUGUAGAUAUUAUAGGUGAUAUAAAUAAAGGUACGAGAGAGCA